Knipowitschia caucasica is the source of this 3114-nucleotide messenger RNA. The record is from the annotation of a GenBank genome assembly. NCBI's taxonomy places the organism in Eukaryota, Metazoa, Chordata, Actinopteri, Gobiiformes, Gobiidae.
AUGUGGAUCGGGCCAGAGGGAACACACAGUCCGCCGGAGGAGCCCGCGGAUCAGGAUCAGGACCAGGACCUCCACAUCAGGCGGGUAUAUGAAGCCCACCAGCCGCCCAGCAUGCACCGACUCUCCGGGAGAAGAGGCGACGGUCUGAUUGAGAUGAGCCCAACUGAUUCAUUUAAUGAUGAUGUGAAUGGUUACCCACAGCACACUACUGCAGAUAUGGGCUCCUUCCAACACGACAGAGCAGAGUCCUCGUUGGCUCCUGAGGUAUUUGUUGACACGUGUGAGUCUCUGAGUGGCAGCCUGCCUUCUCUGGCCUCUUCUGAGCACAGCGACAGCCCCCCGCACCAGGACCCCGCCUUAGAACGAAUCAAAACUUUAACUGGGAACUCCAGAAAGCGCGCCCUGUUCCUGAAGUUUCGUUCCCGGAUCGACAAACACCACCAGAGCAAAGACUCCAUUUUCUUUCGAGAUGGCGUGCGAAGGAUCGAUUUUGUCUUGUCCUAUUUAGAGGAUAAAGACGAUGGUAGAAAGCAGGAGAGAAGAAAAAUUUUUGAGGCCAAUCUCAGGAAUGUUGGCUUGGAGCUGGAGACGGAAGACAGAUCUGAGUCUGAAGAUGGAAACACAUAUUUUGUAAAGAUCCAUGCUCCGUGGGAGGUUCUGGCCACCUACGCAGAUGUGCUGAAAAUCAAGGCCCCGUUCAAGGCCAACGACAUCCCAGAAAACAGGGAGAUGCCCAUGGGCUGGCUGGCCACGCCCAUCCGCCUCCCGGAGGACAUCAUGCACCCUGAGCCAGACUACUUCACGGCCUCCUUCGACAAAAACAAAGCAGACUUCUUUCUAAUCGAUGACAAGGAUACUUUUUUCCCCCCAUCAACUCGCAACAGGAUAGUUUAUUACAUCCUUUCUCGCUGUUCAUAUUUCCACGACUGUGAAAGGGAUAAGAUUGGUAUCAAAAGGUUACUGAACAACAACACCUACACUGCAGCCUUUCCACUCCAUGAUUGCAGAUACUGGAAAAGCUCCAGCACUUCCAAUUGUGAAAGUGAUAGAUACAAACUCUACAAUUACUGGGCCAGAUUUUUAUGUUUCUUUAAGGAGCAGCCUAUUCAUCUGAUAAGGAAAUAUUAUGGAGAGAAAAUAGGACUUUAUUUUGCGUGGCUGGGAUUCUACACCGAGAUGCUGUUGUUUGCCGCGAUCGUUGGCACCAUUUGUUUUGUUUAUGGGUUGUUGACCUUUGAAGAGAAUGAGUGGAGUAAGGAGAUUUGUAGGGAGGACAUUGGAGGGGCUAUUGUCAUGUGCCCACUUUGUGAUAAGAAAUGUGGCUACUGGAAACUCAGUAAAAUAUGCAACUCAUCUUGGCAAUCACAUCUUUUUGACAAUGUGGGAACAGUGUUUUUUGCCAUCUUCAUGGGGAUAUGGGUGACGCUGUUCCUUGAGUUUUGGAAGCGGCGCCAGGCCCGGCUGGAGUAUGAGUGGGACCUGGUGGACUUUGAGGAGGAGCAGCAACGUCUGCAGCUGCGGCCGGAGUACGAGUCCAAGUGCAGUGAGCGAAAACUCAACCACGUCACUCAGGAAAUGGAGUUGGUUCUUGACAGGACGGCCCCGACUUUUAUGGCCAAUCUUUUCAUUUGCUGGGUGGUGGUUGUAUUUUGGGAAGUGGAGCCUUACUUACCUUUAACAAGCAAGUGUGUGCGCACGUGUCUGUCCGGAGCCACAGUCCUGUUCUGGAUUUCUUUGAUCAUUGCCUGCAUUGUGGGGGUGAUUGCAUAUCGCCUGGCCGUCUACGCAGCCUUCGCCAGCAUCAUGAAAGACAGUCCCACCAGCCACCUGCAAGUGGUGGGCCCCUACAUCACCCCACAGCUGGCCACAUCUGUCACCGCAUCCUGCAUCAACUUUGUCAUCAUCAUGGUGCUCAACCUCAUGUAUGAGAGAGUGGCUAUUUGGAUCACUGACCUGGAAAUCCCCAAAACGCACCUGGAGUAUGAGAACAAGCUGACCAUGAAGAUGUUCCUCUUCCAGUUCGUCAACUACUACUCCUCCUGUUUCUAUGUUGCGUUUUUCAAGGGCAAGUUUGUAGGAUACCCUUCGAAAUAUGCUUACUUUUUCGGGUCUUGGAGCAACCUACGAAAUGAGGAGUGUGAUCCUGGUGGUUGUUUGAUUGAGCUCACCACGCAGCUCGUGAUAGUUAUGACUGGGAAACAGGUGUGGGGCAACAUCCAGGAAGCGCUGGUGCCGUGGUUAAUGAACUGGUGGGGCAGCAGGAAAGCUCGAUGCCAUCCAGAGAGUCUGUACAGUCGCUGGGAGCAAGACCACGACCUGCAACCCUUCGGACAACUGGGGCUCUUUGAUGAAUAUUUGGAAAUGGUGAUCCAGUUUGGCUUCAUCACUCUGUUCGUGGCUUCCUUCCCCCUGGCUCCGCUGCUGGCGCUCUUCAACAACAUCAUCGAGGUUCGAGUGGACGCCUGGAAACUCACCACACAGUUCAGACGUCCUGUGGCGGCCAAAGCCCACUGCAUCGGGGCCUGGGAGGAAAUCCUCAACGGCAUGGCUGUUCUCUCCGUGGUCACUAAUGCCUUUAUCGUGGCCUUCACUUCUGACAUGAUCCCGCGGCUCGUCUACAUGUACGCCUACCAACCCGACGGCGAGCUCAACAUGAAGGGCUACAUCAACAACAGUCUGUCCGUGUUCAACAUCAGCGCGUUCCCUGCAGAAAGUCGACCGGAGGAUGGAGAGAAUCCCGCUUGGUUUAACAGCACCAUCACUACCUGCAGAUAUCGGGAUUACCGCUAUCCCUCCGGCCACGAGAAGGAAUAUUUCCACACUAUGCAGUUCUGGCACAUACUGGCUGCUAAACUAGCCUUCAUCAUUAUCAUGGAGCAUGUCGUCUUCUUGGUCAAGUUUGUGGUGGCCCGGUUGAUUUCGGACGUGCCUUCCGAAGUGAGAGCCAGGGUAAAGAGAGAGAGAUACCUAGUCCAAGAAUAUCUGCACAACUAUGAAGUGGAAAAGCUGAAAGAGGAGCUCCAAAAACGGCAAGACAACGACCACGGCUGCACCUGCGCGCCCAUGGUCUACCCCACCGUGCCGAGUCAUGACGUACUCUCGGACCGCCUUUAG